GGAGCCUCUCCAACAACGGCGCCGUUAGCCCGUCUGGAACGAAGACCACAACGCCACAGAGCCAACUAACGCCGUCAAACCAAUGUCCGUGUCUUCCCUGCCUUCCCGAAAAUAAUACUACUAGCACUGUUGUUGAAGAAGUAGAAUCAGACCCUUUUUCUCUCUCUACUUUCCACGUAUUUCUCUCACCACACACACAUAUCCCAUACAUACACACUGCCAUUUAUAUAUUACUGACUUUCAACAUACUCUGAAAUCUGAAUACAGUCUCCUAUUUUCUCCUCUUUCCUGUUCUAGGUUUCCUGACUGGUGAAGGGGCACCGUUCGAUCACGUAAGCUUGUAUCCUUCUGGUCCCAUGCAAAAAUAUUCUAUUUGGUCAUCAAUGUGAAAGGCAACCGAUCACAGUUAUCACCUUUUAUAUCUGUCUGUAAGGAAGAAUGGGGGCUGCAUGCUGUGUUGCUGCUAAGGACAGAACUAUUACAGAUGGGUCACCUGGUGACUCUUUGCAGAGGCAUGUCCGCUAUUCACCAAAUUGGAGCUUUCGAUGGGAUAAUCGUGGACGGGUAGCUGGGGAAGAGACACACACAAAUUGGUCCCAUGAUGGAGGUUGUGCUAAUGAUAGAAUAGAAGUUAAAUCUGGUACUACUGUUGAAACCGCAUUUGCUUCUGAGGAGGGUAGUCCAAUUGAUAGUUUCCGAUCAGUUGCGUGGCAGAAGUCCCCAGUAUCAGAAGGAAAUGGUGGAAUUUCAAGACUUCCGUCAUCUGAUCAAGCUAUGUCACAGGCUGUUGUAGAGGUGAAGGAGUCAACAGACUCAUUAUCUGUAUCAUACCCAUCACCAGUAAAGCUAUCCCCUUCUGUUUCAUCAAUGUCAGCAUCUCCUCUGUCCUACCAGAGCCACCUGCCUCCUCCAAGCUCAACUCCUUCAAGAUGGCAUCAUCGAUCUCCGGGACGUCGGUUACUACGCCAAGUAUCUGAUAGCAGAAUUCCUGAGUACAAGUCGCCCACAUUCUCAAUAUCUGAGGAGCCAUCUAUAUUUAUGCCCUCAGGUUGGGGCAAUGAAUCAUCUAGGGAAUCUAAUGGCGGUUCUUCAGAUAGUUGGUCAGUCCCUGCCUUCUCUGAGCUCAUGACUACUCGUAGAGAGAGGUGGUCUUUUGAUAGCGAAACAUCAGGUUUCAGCCGAGAGAAAAUUACCAGAUCAAGUGGCCGUGAUCCAGGUUCUUUUAGUUCUGAUCUUCAGACUUGUGGAAUUUGUACGAAGCUUUGUACUCAGAGAUCCUCGUGGGGGUGGAGUAGUCAAACAAUGGUAUCCACCAACGAACUUUCUGUGGUUUCUGUCUUAAAUUGUGGACAUGUUUACCAUGCUGAAUGCUUGGAGUCUAUGACUCCUGAGAUCAACAAGUACGACCCAGCUUGCCCAGUUUGUACUUUUGGGGAGAAGCGGGCCGUGAAGAUGUGCGAAAAGGCUUUGAAAGCCGAACUGGAUUCAAAAGCAAGAAAACGCUCUAGGAAACGUGUUAUUGACAGUGAUCUGAGCAAUGAUAUUAUGUUUGGUCGGCAUAAAAGUGGUGGACUUGAUGCAAGGGGUCCGAAGAUGAGCUCAAGUUCUAGCAUGAAGAGCUCAGCAGGAAAGCCUUUUUUGAAACGGCAUUUCUCAUUCGGCUCCAAAACAAGUAGAUCUGUCUCUGAAAAUCAAUCUACUCCUAGGAGGAGCUUUUUCUGGUCAAGAUCUAGCAAGGGCUGAGGUUCAUCAUGGAUUUCCAAUCAAAUUAUCCAUUGGACAGUCACUGGAAAAUAUUGGGACAGAAGGUCAUUGGCAUCUUCACCAACAUAGGAUAGCUUCUGCAGACACAGUGUAAAGAAGGUCGUUAAUACUAAGUGAAGUUUCCAAUUCAUCAUGAUAUAGAAAAAAUGAUAUUCAUAGGAAAAUGGAUUAUAUGUUUGUGUGCUAUUCAUCAUAUAAUUUUAAUUUGUUUUUGUUUAA
This is a messenger RNA of Salvia miltiorrhiza (redroot sage), 1983 nucleotides long. RefSeq lists its product as uncharacterized. The record is from RefSeq and is a predicted model, not a curated record. NCBI's taxonomy places the organism in Eukaryota, Viridiplantae, Streptophyta, Magnoliopsida, Lamiales, Lamiaceae. The transcript has 5 exons. Bases 439 to 1743 code for a protein of 434 amino acids.